Messenger RNA from Mercenaria mercenaria, 1848 nucleotides. RefSeq lists its product as uncharacterized. Lineage: Eukaryota; Metazoa; Mollusca; Bivalvia; Venerida; Veneridae. Gene Ontology annotation, biological process: G protein-coupled receptor signaling pathway; cell surface receptor signaling pathway. Gene Ontology annotation, cellular component: membrane. The record is from RefSeq and is a predicted model, not a curated record. Gene Ontology annotation, molecular function: G protein-coupled receptor activity. The coding region runs from base 1 to 1626 and encodes 541 amino acids. The transcript has a single exon.
AUGUGCUUACCUCCACACAGAUUUAUAUCAUCGGAUCUUCUGAUGGAAAUAAACCUUAUUCUUGAACCAUACGAUGUUCAAAAGCAAGACAAACUCGCGCUGAAUAAAAUUAUUUCAGUUAUAUUAGAUGAAAUGGAGUUGAAGAAGUCAUUGCUGAUCACAAGGAAUGUAGAGCUGCAAAACAUGAAAUGUUCUUUAAAAUUCAAAACAGACUUAGGUGGGACAAAUCCUAUAAGUAAAGUUAUUGCGUUAGAAUCCGUACAGUAUGUUAAAGUUAACAUUCAAAUUUUGAUUUAUAACGCAGAGGAAGAUUUACUUGGAACUGUUCUUGACUUCGCACUGGUAUUUACCAACAUUUCAAGUAUCGGCAAUGUCUUCAAAGCUUACUUUCAUCAUUUUGACCAUUUCUUUAUUGAACAACGCCCGCUAAAGUCUAAUUGUGUAAAUGUUCCAAAUCUACCUCUGUUUCAACUAUGUCUAGAAAACAAAAUUCCAAAAGAAAGGAUGCUGUAUUUUGAGGUUUUACGCAAACAAGAGACAGUAUAUGUGAAUGAAUCAUAUAUAGAAAUUAGCUUGGAACAAGAACCUUUUUGCCCGAGAAUCGCUCUUCCUAAACUGACGUUCAUGAAUUGUAAUGAGUCUACAAUUUACACAAACAAUUUUCUUUCUACACGGCUUACAGAAAAUGAAACACACAUGUUCUUUUGUCAUGAAGACUUUUUUCAACAUCUGGACAGUCUUCACACAAACCAAGUCAUAGUCAAGCAGAAAGUAGAGUCAGGGGUUAAUAUUCGCGGCGGAGUAACCUAUUUGACCAUUGUUUGUUUAAGUAUUUCAUUGUUGUCUCUUGUGUUGACACUUACAGUGUAUUCAGUCUAUCCAGCACUACGGUCUUUACCAGGACUUAACAACAUGGCUUUAGUUACAAGUUUGAUAAUUUUUCAGGCAAUAUCAUUGGUGAGUACUGUUACAAAUAUCAACAUUAGUUGGCUUUGCAGUUUAUUUGGUGCAGUUCAUCACUUCUCUCUAACUUUAUCUUUUGCUUGGAUGUUUGUGUGUACUUUUCAUAUGAUGAAGGUAUUUGUUAAGAUCAGAAAUCGAUCUGUUGGCAGGAAUGACUUUCGAACCUUUGUUUCGUAUAUUGUUUUUACGACAAGUGUUUCGCUAUCGACUGUUUCCAUAACGAUUGUUGUUGCAGCCGUUCAGUCUGAGGGCGAAGACAUAGGCUACGGCGGUGCCACCUGCUACAUCAAGGAUCCAGCUAAUGUUCUAUUUCUUGUUGCUUUACCAGUUGCUAUAGUGGUUUUUGCCAACAUUUUUAUGUUUUGUGUUGUUGUUUUUAAAAUACAUAAACAUCCGACACUUUCCUCUUCCAAUCCAAAAGAACGUCACAAUAUAACAAUUUUUGCGAAGUUAUCGACGAUAACCGGGAUGACUUGGAUCUUUGGGUUCAUUUAUAUUUUUACUCAGGUUGAAACAUUUGCAUACAUUUUCGUUAUUCUCAAUGCCGGACAAGGAGUUUUUAUUAUGCUUUCAUUUGUUUGUAACCGAAGGGUAAUAAGCUUACUUUGUAAAACUAGAUUCAGGAGGCAGCUGACAAAGCAGACGACAAGCACGGGACUCUAGAUUGCAUCUUUUUUUAUAUUAUUAAUAUGUUAUCAAAGGAUUAAGUACAUUAUUGGUUAAUCAUGCAUGAAAGCACAUAACGUGGCAAAAUAGAUGAUUUCAUUGAUUGUGCGGCGAUAAACAUUGUUUACCUUGUUUAAUCGAGUAAGUAAGUAAAUAAGUAAGCAAGUAAGCAAGCAAGUAAGUAAAAGGGUGAGAGAGAUAAUGAGUGAGUGAGUGAGU